Schistosoma mattheei is the source of this 1191-nucleotide messenger RNA. Lineage: Eukaryota; Metazoa; Platyhelminthes; Trematoda; Strigeidida; Schistosomatidae. The record is from the annotation of a GenBank genome assembly.
AUGACGAUGAUGAUGUCAACAAAUGUUGAUGUAAAUAAUAACGAUAAUGAUGAAAUCACAAAUGAUACCACUACUACUAAAAGUGGUAAUAGUCACGUCAAUUUAGAGCAGCAGUAUUUCAACGGAAACACUAUUUAUCAAACAAAUGAUAAUGUAAACGAUAUCGAUCAUUCCAUACAUAUCACUCCAAUCACUAAUCACCAUCUUCAAGACAGUUAUAUUGCACAUACAAACGGAUAUAAUGUCUGGCCAAUGGAUGAGAAUCAAGAUGAAAUUUAUCAGAAUCAGUGGAAUAAGAGUAAUAAUCACUAUCUUUCAGAGACAGCAAUUGAUGAUAAGAACUUUUCAAAAGACUCAGAAAGUGAUUAUAUUAAAGCAGCACAUAUGACACCUUCUUGUCAUGAAGAAGAAGAUGAAGAACGUUCAUAUAUGAUCAUGACUACAACUCCACCACCAUCUGCUACAUCUACUACAGCCACUACUACUACUCCAUCGAAAGAUAUGGAAAACUUUGGGAAAUUUUUCAUCGAUAAAGAUCAAUUUUUACAGGAUAUACCUCAGAAUACAUCAUCUCAUUGUAGUCCAAAUGAAGAAAAAUUUGACCCAUUGAAAGCUUGGGGUCAUCCACUGGGUCUACCAGCACCAGUUCCGCCAACUACAAAUCAUUCAAAAUUACAUCAACAAACGAAUUUAACUAAACGUGUACGAUCAGCUGAUACAAGUGGGAAGGCAUUAAAUACUGAUGAUUCAACUCUACCACCUGGAUCACCAGUUUAUCUUGAUGCUAUUUGGGUUCCUAGUUAUCUUGUUCGUGUACCACAAUCUUUAAUUGUGGAGUUUUUCAUUCGUGUUCGAGCAAAAUUAUACAUUUUAUCCGGUGAAGCAUUACAUCCUAAUAUCGCUGAAGCGUUAAUUACAGCUAAAACAAAGUGGAAUCCAGAUGAUGUUUCAUAUCUCUGUCGUUGUGAUGCUAAUUCACCUGAUGCCUCUAUAACGAUACUGCCAACAGAUGAACCAAAAGAAUGGAUACGUUGGUUAGAAACACCAUGUGGUCGAUUAGACGAACAGAAAGGUUCUGAUCGUUUAAAGGCAAAUCAUUUUCAUCUGUUACCUGCAGCUAAUCUAUGCAGUACUCAAUUUAAUGCUGGUGAUACGAUAUUUGAGUGUGAAGGAUUACGUGUUGAACUUUGA